Messenger RNA from Cryptococcus wingfieldii CBS 7118, 861 nucleotides. RefSeq lists its product as hypothetical. The transcript is spliced from 2 exons. Lineage: Eukaryota; Fungi; Basidiomycota; Tremellomycetes; Tremellales; Cryptococcaceae. The record is from RefSeq and is a predicted model, not a curated record. Bases 1 to 861 code for a protein of 286 amino acids.
AUGCCUACUCCCUCCACAGCCGGCUCUCCAUUACUCAUACCGCAUCCAGAACGAUCUGCCAUUCAUCGUUUCACCACCCAACAACGCCCCUCAUCCCCUCGUGCUUCGCCCUACCCCUCGCCAUCGCCCUCACCCCCAGGCGUCUCACGACCGGGUAUGAGCCGACGCCCUGGCCCACCUCGCCGCACACACUCAUUCUGCGCUACAGAGCAGCAAACAUUUGCCCUGGCUUCAGCCUCAACUUCUAGUCAUCUUUCGCCUGACAAGGCUUGCAUCGUUGCGCCCCCGCUCGAGAGGACAUUGAGCUCUAUCGGGUCAAAGGGUAAUAUGUCGUCUCCCGAGCAGCGCAUGGCGAGGCCGUUACCUGAUCUAGCGGAGAUUCAUGAGGAAGACGAUAUGACGACGCCAAAGAAGGCUCGUUUUGAUUCUUCCGAUAGGCGUAUCUUAACCGAGAUGAACAGUAACCUUCAAUUGAAUACCCCGGGCCACUCUCCCGUUACGAUCGUCUCCCCAUCCCCAGUCAAAGUUCCCACAAUCCUCGUCCACCCCUCUCUCUCCCCUCCUCGCCCAUCUCUCGCUCCUCUUCGGACAUCCUCCGCCUCCUCCUCGGCUUCCGCUUCUUCUACCUCAUCCCGCUCCUCAUCAUACACCAUCGUCACACCAGCUUCUCCCCGCGGUAUGCUGUUCAACGUCCCUGUCAGAGAAAGGGACUUGGAUGAAGAGAUGGAAGAUGUUGACGGAGUGUUGGGGUACAUGGAUGUUGUGGCAGCAGCAGCAGGGAAGAAGAAGAGGCCUGUGAGCUGUGAGGCGGCGGUGGAGAGGGUUGUGAAUGGGGUGGACAGGCUUGCGCUCUCCUGUUGA